Molecule: messenger RNA, 761 nt
Organism: Zingiber officinale
Lineage: Eukaryota; Viridiplantae; Streptophyta; Magnoliopsida; Zingiberales; Zingiberaceae
Exons: 3
Coding region: 114-614 (166 amino acids)
Source: RefSeq, a predicted model, not a curated record
CCUUCCUCUGCCGUCGCCACGAAACCACUUCCUCCUCCGUAGCUGCUUUUCACCCUCUCCAGCACGCGACGCCACGCCCGUGAGCUGUCGUCGGAGAAGACCCCGCCGCCUCCAUGAGCUGUCGCCGGAGAAGAAGACGCCGCUGCCGUGAUCUGUCGCAUGACAAACCUGGUAAAAAAAAAAAAAUCCAAAGUCUAAAACGUUAUCUACUGGAAAUUUGGCACGGCUCAUGCCGUUCCCGUGCCGGCGUUCCACGUUUGUUCCGACAAAUGCUUAAAAUUACGCCAUUGUGUGAAUUUAGCCGUCCUUUCUCAAGUCAUGUCGUCCCACCUCGCAAGGAGAACUUACAAUGGCGGUCUGCUAUCGACAGAAGCAGGGACUCUGGUGCGAGUCGUAGCCAACGGCACGAUCACACUCGCAGGCUACCUAGGCGAAAGCCGGCUCCUAAAAGUCGCCUUGCUACCUUCCCUACUAAUCUGUGUAGGCUCCAUCGCCGCUACUCUCCUCACCUGCAACUCCUCCAUGGGGAAGUUUUCAAGUCGUCUUUCUAUCGCCAUGUCUCAGCAUCGUGUAUGGUUCUUUUUAAAAAUGUAAUUCUUUUUGUAGCAGUGUGAGAAUGGCUUUUAGUUGUAUUAACAUAAAAAUUUUGAAUUUAUUUAUGGUAAAUUCUGAGGAUUUUGUGCUUGUACCUGGCUUUUGUCGAUCGCGGACGCGGUGGUAGGAAGAACAAGGACGAGGAAAACAGAGUCGAAGGCAAUAGA